This is a messenger RNA of Closterium sp. Naga37s-1, 728 nucleotides long. Lineage: Eukaryota; Viridiplantae; Streptophyta; Zygnematophyceae; Desmidiales; Closteriaceae. The record is from the annotation of a GenBank genome assembly.
GAGUGGCGGGGCUGCAGACAGCAGCUGCCGUUCGGGGGCAGUACCGGUCGCUGGGGGAGGAUGUGGCCAAGCAGCGCCAGGAGUCGCUGCGGCAACAACUGGAGACGUUCCGCGGCUUCCUCAUGGAGUUUGCUCAGAAGCACAAGAGUGACAUACGCGGCAACCCAGCGUUCAGGGCGCAGUUCCACGCCAUGUGUGCACAGUGCGGGGUGGACCCCCUCGCCUCCAACAAGGGCUUCUGGAACGAGCUGCUGGGCUUCGGUGACUUCUACUACGAGCUCGGAGUGCAGCUGAUAGAGACGUGCAUGGCGACGAGGGCGGACAACGGGGGGCUGAUCAACCUGGAGGAGCUGCGGCGCCUCGUGGCGGGCAAGCGCCGCAUGCCGCUGGACGCGCUGUCUCAUGACGACUGCAUGCGCGCGCUCGCCACCAUCAAGUCCCUAGGAGGAGGGUUUGCGGUGGAGAAGGUGGGGGCGGCACACGUGGUGCGCUCGCUGCCUCGGGAGCUCAGCACCGACCAGAACGACAUCCUCCGCCUCGCACAGGCGUGUGGGUGUGUGAGCAUCGCUGACAUUCUCUCGGCCACCUCAUGGCAGCCCGGCCGAAUCAACGACGCUCUUGAUGCUCUGCUCAAGGAGGGCAUAGCCAUGGUGGACGAUGGCGAUCCUGAUGGCCACCGGCGCUACUGGUUUCCAUGCUUUGACAUUGCCGCUCCAGCAUCGCUAUAG